AUGGAAGCUUGUCACCCUUCACGGCAACCCAAGGUUACUUCAUAUGGGGCCAUGGCUUUGGCCAUCACCACCCUGGAGGCAUUUCCUGGCAUGUGGAUAAAUGCCUUCCUCGUUUGUGUGCUUUGUAUUGCCUGGGUCAAAAAGAAAACCCUGAACUCUAAUGAGAAGAUCUUGCUGCUGCUGGGAUGCUCCAGGUUUUGGUAUUUGUGCUUCUCAUGGGUAUAUGGCUCCCUUUCAAUAACUUAUCCCAAUUACAUUUUUGUUCAACCCACAUUUCAACUAAUUGUACUUUUUCAAAGCUUUUCUAAUUGUUCCAACUUGUGGGUUUCUGCCUGUCUUUGUGUUUUUUAUUGUAUAAAAAUUUCCACUUUCAGGAACAGCUUCUUCAUCUACCUGAAAGUAAAAACAGACAGGAUUGUGCCUUGGCUUUUGUUGGCAUCUUUGCUUUCAGCCUUGGCUAUCGGCAUAAUUGCCUAUGACAUCGCUGUUACAGACAGUAUCAACCACAAUUCCUCUGGGCAAGGAAAUUUUUCAAAAGUUAGUGACAAAAUGGGUGAAAAUUUUUUCCAGAUAUAUUUUAUCUAUGGCUUGGGAUUUGUCACAUCUUUCACUGUAGUCAUCUCUUCUGCCCUUCUCCUUCUCUUUUCUCUCUGGAGACACAAAUGCAAGAUGCAGAAAAACUCCAUGAACAGCCUCAGCAUGGAUGCCCACAUCAAAGCCAUGAAAUCUAUUCUCUCCUUUUUUAUAAUGUAUAGUAUUAACUUUAUAUUUUUGAUUCUGUCACUAAUUCCUUCAACAAAGGAAGAAAAAUAUGUAGCACUUCUUAGUUUAAUAUUUCUGUACGCUUUUCCAGGUGUUCAUUCCCUUAUUGUGAUUUUCAGCAAUCCCAAACUGGAAAAGACACUGAUAAGGAUUAUAUCCUGUGUCUAG
This is a messenger RNA of Melozone crissalis (California towhee), 930 nucleotides long. Its product is annotated as taste receptor type 2 member 13-like. Gene Ontology annotation, molecular function: bitter taste receptor activity; G protein-coupled receptor activity. Gene Ontology annotation, cellular component: membrane. NCBI's taxonomy places the organism in Eukaryota, Metazoa, Chordata, Aves, Passeriformes, Passerellidae. The record is from RefSeq and is a predicted model, not a curated record. Gene Ontology annotation, biological process: detection of chemical stimulus involved in sensory perception of bitter taste; sensory perception of taste; G protein-coupled receptor signaling pathway.